This is a messenger RNA of Orbilia oligospora ATCC 24927, 2103 nucleotides long. RefSeq lists its product as uncharacterized. Gene Ontology annotation, molecular function: ATP hydrolysis activity; ATP binding. Gene Ontology annotation, cellular component: cytoplasm. The transcript has 5 exons. Lineage: Eukaryota; Fungi; Ascomycota; Orbiliomycetes; Orbiliales; Orbiliaceae. The coding region runs from base 1 to 2103 and encodes 700 amino acids. The record is from RefSeq and is a predicted model, not a curated record. Gene Ontology annotation, biological process: cellular response to heat.
AUGUCGCGAUCGGACGAUGGUGACCCUCAGAACAAGAACCGAAAAAGAAACUCUAGCGGCGCUGAAGAUAGUAGCAGCAACUCGAACCAUCCAGCUAAGAAACUUAAUACUGGGAAUGAUGUCAAGAAGCGACCAGUAGGCCGUCCGCCCUUGAACAAAGCCAAAGGGUCUGGAGCAUCCGGCGAGGAAAAUUCGAAAGCUGGACUUAAUACAGAGAAUUUAGGUCAUAGCGAUAGCAAGGAUAAAAAAGACCAGUCGUUGUCAUUGAUUAAAACGACGGAGCAGGAGUGCAUACCUGUCGAAGAAAGUUACCUAUGGGACAAAUCCCGUAUUAUUCAAUACCAAGAUAACACACUUUGGAUGCACGGUAUCCUCACGCGGGCAGGAUAUAACGGAGUCUGUCAAGCUCUCGGUCAUAACUGGGAUCUUGAAGAAGAAGACCGAGAUUUUACUGCCAAUAUGAUAGUACACUGUGAUAUCAAAAGACAAUGGGACAUACAACGGUUAGAACGGUCUUUAGGAAAGUUUCUUUCCUGCAGCGGCAAUAGGGAAGAUGACUAUUUGGAUGACCUCCAAUCGAGAAAUGUCUACAAAGACACCCAAAUAUAUGGCGUUCCAACGCUAUAUUAUGCCGUGUAUUCUCGGGAUGUCAGAAAGGUUGAGAAAUGGCUACGUGAGGGGGCAGACCCUAAUUUGGCCACAAAUAUAUCGGCGGCACUUUUUGUUACCAGACAAUGCAUUUUCCCGGUUAAUAACCUUCCGGUAAUCGCUUUUGCAGCCCUCCUUGGAGAACCAAAGAUUGUCCGUAUGUUGCUCGGUUUUGGUGCAAAGUCGUCCGUUAUUCCAAGUGUUCUCCGCCUUCCAUAUAUUAAACCGCAGAUAUUUCAGUUGAAGUCCUGGGAGGCGGUUCGCCGGGAGUUUCUAGAUAAUGUAACCACUAACAAGGAUACGGAGUGGUGCAACGAUGUGGUUUUCAAUAGGCUACGUAAGUGUUUAAAUCUAUCAAUGAGAUACGAUUUACACCGUGGUGAUAGCUUCAAAGUUACAGAACGCCACAAACAAUUUGCGAAAAGUCCAAGAUGGGAUUGUUCGCCCUUGUUCCGGGCACGUUUUGAUAUUGUCGGCCAGGAGUUCGGGUUGAAAAAGCUACUGAACCAUGUCCUUAUGAUGACGGAAAAGCCGGACAGGGGGGUAAAACCGACGGUGCUAUUGUUUGCAGGUCCCUCUGGUCAUGGGAAAACUGAGCUAGCGAAGCAAAUGGAAAGGUAUCUCGGAGUGCCAUUCCACUCCGAAAACAUGGCAAGUGUAAAGCGAGAGGACGAAUUUUUUGGUCCCCACAAACCGUACAAGGGGUGGGAAGAUGGUUCACCAGUCAAUAACUUCCUUGCUGACAAUAACGGUAAAAGGUGUAUUGUUCUUCUCGAUGAAGUAGAGAAAACAGGCAUCGAUAUACGUAAUGCUUUACUUGUACCUUUUGAGCGUGGUGCAACUUUGUCGGAUCGAAGAGGCGGUAGCUCCAAAAUGGAUAUAUCUAAAGUAAUCUGGAUUCUUGCGACAAAUGCUCUUGACAGCACAAUCAUGGGAUUCUACGAGGAUAAGGAGCCGAUUACCCCGCAGUUAAUGGCAAAAGAAGGACAGGAGUUUGGAGUCAAAAUGAGGAAGACUCUCCAUGGCGUUUUCGGCGCUGCUUUUACAAGUAGAAUUGAUUUGAUAGUUCCGUUUUUUCCGUUCUCUCCUGACGAGCAAGCCGUUCUUGCUGACCUCGAAAUUGGGGAGAGGAAGAGUCAGUUCAAGCAACCAAUCUCGCUUGAUCCUGAGAACAGAAAAUUAGUCGGUAAUAUCAACCUGAGCAUGGAGAAAGACUACAAAGUGUGCAGGAUCGUCGCAAGAUCAUAUAUGGUCGAAGAGGGCGUGAGGUCAAUUAAAAGAGAGGUAGAUAACCUCGAAAAGGAGAUUUUUGACCAGUACCUUGAUGCCUCCGAAGAUGCAAUAACAGAAGAAGACCAAAAUAACGAAACUGAGUAUACCCUCAAGGCCGACAAGACCCAGGGCAUGGUUCGAGUGGAUGUUGGUAAGACCACCCCAAAGUUACAACUAGGCUAA